Molecule: messenger RNA, 3190 nt
Organism: Mya arenaria
Lineage: Eukaryota; Metazoa; Mollusca; Bivalvia; Myida; Myidae
Exons: 3
Coding region: 75-1799 (574 amino acids)
Molecular function (GO): hydrolase activity, acting on ester bonds
Source: RefSeq, a predicted model, not a curated record
AAAGAGUGGAAACUGAAAUUAAUACAUCUGUUCCCAUUUUGGAUCUGGAACCCCAAUUUUUGGGUGAAGAGGAGAUGGUGGAAACUGAAAUUAAAGACUCUAUUGACAUCUCGUCUAGUCAAAUUAAUGAGACAAUACUACCUGUGAAAUUAGAAUCCAAUAUAUUGGAUGAAGCUAUGGAGGUUGACAUGAAUAACAAUAUAAACUCAAACUCAAAUGUAAUAGUAAUCUCAGAUGAUGAAACCAGUCAAGAUCCACAACUUCUAAGAGAUAGGACAUUAAGACAGAGAGGACCCAAUACUUCAGUUCCAAACAAAGGGUCAAAGGUGCGUAUCAAUGACCAAUCGUGUCCACUGUCUUGUGGGGCUUUCAGAAAUCUUCGUCAACACGUUGAGUAUCAUCAUCUUCCAAAACAAUUUCAUCAAAAGAACAUGAACAAUUCCCAAAUGCAUAAUUUUAGGCUUGAACGUUUGUUUUGGCUCGCGGAGAAAAUUGUUAGCAAACGUAGUAUUGUCAAACUCUAUCAUUAUUGUCAAAAAACAAUUUGGAUUUCCAGGAAUGUUCCUAUUACAGAUGAAGUGAAGGAGUGGUUGGAAUUAUGGAAAGAACUUGAAAAUUGGGAUUGUCCCAAACAUUUCCAGUUUAACCCAAUUAAUUCUUGGGCACUGGUUGGACAUUGGAGGAUCCUUUUAGAACUUAUCCAAACUCUGUCAGUUGAAGAUAGGCAUCAAUUUCGUAGAAACAUGCCAGACACUCUGGAAGUUACUCUAACUGAAGGAAAAAGAAGAGUGCAUUCUACAAACACAGACGACGCUGCAGUCCAACUUUCUACUCGUUCGUCUACAGUACAACCAAUUUCUAUAAACACUUCAAUGGCACCGGUUCAACAAGUCAGUUCAGUGCCAACAAAUUCUGAAGCCAUGGACAACAAUUUUUCUGUUCAACAAGAGAUUCCAGUGCCAACCAAACCUAAAGCCAUGGAUAGUCAUUUCCAUUUAGACCGCUCACUGUUCAAACUAAAUUUAAACAAGUUCAGCUCUACCCAAGAUUUGAUAAAUGUGUCUGUGGGUUCAAUUCCAAGAAAUGAAGUGGAAGUAGUAGGUGGAAUAGCCAAUUUUUGCGAUCCCAAACACUUUUUGGGAGAUUAUACACAUCUUGGGCAUGGUUUUUCAGCCUCGGUAGGAAUACAUCCACGGAACGUUUCAUCCAUUGACAGUUUACCGUCAAUUCUUUGUAAGUUAGAUCAACAAUUAAAACUUGCCAAUGUUGUGGCUUUGGGUGAAGUAGGAUUGGAUCAUACGGAACCAGAGGAGAAGUGGGAGAACCAAGAGAAGGUGUUGGUAGAAGUUUUAAGUUUGGUCUCAAUCCGGACUCCCGUGAUUCUACAUAUAAGAGAUCAAAGGGACAAAGAACCUGGAGAAUUAUACCGAAGAUGUUUAAAUCUCAUCAAAACUAGUGGGAACACUGCCAGAAAUCAACCUUUUCAUUUACAUUGCUUUACUGGUACAACUGAGACCAUGAGAAGUUGGCUGUCUGAAUUUCCCAAUACUUAUUUUGGGUUUACUGGAAUGGUCUGGUUCUUUGACAAUUAUCAGCAAGCAGCACUGCAGAAAGUACCACAGAAUCGGUUAUUAAUUGAAACGGAUUCUCCAUAUCUGAAAAUGUCAAAAGCUGCAAGUAUGAACAAUCCCAAAUUCAUUGGGGAUGUAGCUGCUGAAAUAGCCAAAUGUCGGAACUCGACCGUAAAAGACAUAUGUAGCAUGACUAUGGAAAAUACCAGACGUUUAUACAAAUUAUAAACGACAAGGAGAUUGGAAGACAAAUAAGCCAUAACUCAGAUUCGUUAAAUAACAUUCAAUUUCUUUGUACUAUAACCCAAUGGUUGGGUCAAACUUUUAUAUUUUAUUUGCAUAUAGCUCAAUAUGUGUAUGGGCAGUUAUGCAUGGUAAUUAGUAAUCAAUAUUAUGUGAUAACCCAAUGGCUGGGUAAUUUUCAAGUGAGUAAUACUCAGUUGACAUUCAUUUAUUUAUAUAUAUAUGUAGAUAUUUGUAAAUAUCAAACAUUUUAGUUAAUGGGGUAUCAUCCAAUGGUUGGGUGUUUUUAAGUGAUCUUUUUAAUGAGAAUUUGGGAAGUUUUCACAAAUAAUAAUUUCCCAAUUGGUUGGGUAUAUUUUAGCUUUGUCAAAUUGACAUAAGGCUUAUUUACUAUUUUCAUAUAUCUAGAUAGAUAAUGAAACAUCUUAAAAAAUAGAAGGGGGAGGUGUGUUGUGAUCUGGGAACCAGUCAUAUUAUUCAUUUAUGAUAACCAGUCUAAUAGAAGCUGAUGUAGGGAACCAGCUAGCAGGAAACAGAUAGACUUUGACUGACCACGACUGAGACCUGACGGACUUAUUACUUCUUGACGAUCAUCUUAUAUCCAUCAUCAUCCGAUACAUAGAUUCGACGCUAGUGCUCAUCUUUAUCAGAAUUAGUGCGUAUUUCAUGCAUAUUACAUUCCGACGUUAACCGGAAGUGACGUUUCAUUGACCGGAAGUGGCGUGUUCAUCGCCAUAAGUUGGGGAAUAUUCAGCUCUCCUAUACCUGAGGGCACCAGUUGCUGACUUUUGAAGGUGAAGAUGACAGAUUCCGAGUCUUUGGAAGGGAGCCCAAAAAGGUCAUGGAAAGAAACAGAACGGAUAAUUCCAAUUAAUCCCGAUGAUAUUGUACGGGAAAUGGAAACCUUAUGUUCUCGCAAAGUACAGAUGCCAUCUGCCAAAUUAUUGAUCUUUCAAUUAGGUUUGGUCAAGGACCAAGAAAAGAUCAAUAGGAUUGUUACAGAACAAUGUCAGAUUGCACAGAGUCGUAGAAAUUUUAAGUUCAUCCGUGAGGCCAAACGCUAUGCAGAUAAUAUUCUAACGACCGAAUGUUUAAAAUCAUUGGAAUCAAUUUGGGGAAAGAGUAACCAACCUAUUAAAAAGGGAAACUCCUGUUUAUCAACAGACACGGGUAAUGACGUUUUUUCUAGUAGGGAUAUUCGCUUUUUGGGAAAUACUGUUAAAAGUGAACCGGUGGACUCUUUCAGUGUUCACUCUAUUGUUACCCCAGAUGAAGUUAUCCCAAAUCUGUUGGGUGAUGAAGAUGAUAUGGCAAAUGACUCACUAUUGAAUUUAGAACCCAAAGACUUGGGUGGAACUCAUACAACUGAAUCAAUU